AUGAUAAUAGCUAUGUCGAGACCAGCUAAAAUAUUUGCUAUAUUUGGACUUGUUAUUCUAGUUUCUGCCGCGGUAGUUAUAUGGAUUUACAAGCCAUGGUCAAACAGCAACGAUGGUAACAACAACAACGAGAAGAACAACGACCAAAAUACCAUCGACAAGGACACUAACAAAGAGACCAAUACCAAGGAGAUUAACAACGAGACCAAGAUCAACAAGAAGAGCAAAGAAAUAACUGACCAACCAAAAUCUGCUAUUGUUGAAGACACCAAAAAUCUCAGUGGAGAGAAACCUCUUAGUAAAAGUAACGACAAAGAGACACCAGUAAAGGAUGAAAUCCCAACACCAGUUGAGACAUUAAAACUGACUGAAAUAAAGAAUACAAUAAAGUCAUUUUAUGUUGAUGAAUAUAACCUAAUUGACAAUGAUACUAAAAUUAGAGAUGAUGCUCUAAAUGAUCGUUUUGAAGAUCUAAAUCAGGAAGCCAACCUACGCGAAAUUUGUCUUUUAGGAAUCAAACUAUUGCGCAAUUAUUUAAAAGAUCCAAAUAAUAAUACUAAUUAUUUAAACAUAACCGGUAAAAUUGUAGAUAAGGUUUUGACGCAAACUAAUAAUAUAAAUGCGGGUAAAACUUUUGGAACUGAUGAAGAAUGGGAACUAUAUAUCGUCGAUAUUCCCCAUUUAAUGGCCAUGUAUGAUUUACUUGUCGAAGACGAUAGUUCUAAUUCUACUAGGUUAACUCAAUGCUAUGAAUAUAUUAAAAAAGUUAUAAACUCUAACAUGGAACCAAUCUACUCCAGACCUACUCCAUCUAAGACUGAUUUUAUAAAAAUUGGUACACCUUAUUUGAUAACAAAUUACAAACGAUCACUUAAAGACGGAGACUAUAACAAUUUAUACAAACAAGCUAAAAACAAUGAUAAUUUAAAGUCAUUAAAUAAGUAUCUAUUGUAUGAUGACACUGAUACAGCAGUAAAUAAAAAAUAUGGUUUCUUGCGUAAAGAUGGCGGGGCCAUGUUGGAAAAUAAUACUGUCAACUACUCUAAGUACAUUGAAUUGAUUGAUAAAAUUAAAUAUCCAGACUUGUACGCUGCUGUUUAUGAAAAGCUUGAUGUUCUUGGAAAUUUAUACAAUUCAGCAAAGGUAAUUUUAAAUAAGGUAUUGCACAAAGAUGUAUUGUACUUUCCUUUCGGAUUGUUUAGCUUUGAAUGUGAAAUGUUGAAGAAGAAAUAUUAUUGGAAUUUCGGAAAUCCAAAAGGUAUCACAAUAAUGCCUUCUAUUGGCGUUGGGAUUUACAAAACUGAUAAAUUUAUGUUUUCUGUGCGGGUUCAAAAGAAAAAUAUUCCUAUUUGCUCUAUAGAAGAUUCAGAUGAAACAAAUAUUUAUUAUGCAAUGGGUGUGAUGCAACUACGUACCAUUCUCUUGGCUAAAAAGAACUAUGAGAAAGAUUAUUUGUACUUACAUGAUUGGGAAAUUUUGAAAAACGAACCCGGUAUCAUGGCUUUCUAUGAAGGUAUGAGCGAAUUUACGUAUCCGAUUUUGAAAGCAAAUGAAUCUAAUCUGUACUCAUCAAAAAUAGAUGAUAAUGAUGAUAAUUACAUUGGACAAAUACCAGAAGAUAAUUUAAUGUUUUGGAAAAAUUAUUAUGGAUUGUCAUUAACUGAGAAUGAUGUAGAAGUAAAAGAAUACGGUGUUGCACAUAAAAAUGGUAUUGUAAUAGAAUAUAGAAUCUCCACUAAUUAUAGUAAAUAUCAAAUCCAUUAUUAUUUUGAAAAUGAUUAUAAAGAAAAUUUUGAAACUCCAAUUACAAAUAUUGAUGGAGGAAUAAAUCCGCAAUCUGACCUGACUUAUUAUGAAUCGGAUAAUUCAACACAUAACUUUAAAUGGAGUAUGAUAUUGAAAAAUCAAUCUUCUGAUGUUGGUUUUCAAUGUGAUUUUGACACUUCCAAACAAACUGUGACCUGUGGGGCUAAAGAAUAUAAGAUUGAAAUUUUAGAUGAUCAUAAACAUUAUUUAGUUAAAAGUGGUAGCGAUGAUUAUUUAAUCGGAGCAGUUAGUGACGAAAGAGAACAGACCACAAACUAUAAUAGUCAAACUUGGACUCGUGAUGAAGAAACAUUAAUGUAUAAAAAAAGUUCAUCCAAAUGA
This is a messenger RNA of Cotesia congregata, 2148 nucleotides long. Lineage: Eukaryota; Metazoa; Arthropoda; Insecta; Hymenoptera; Braconidae. The record is from the annotation of a GenBank genome assembly.